Messenger RNA from Phycomyces blakesleeanus NRRL 1555(-), 1431 nucleotides. RefSeq lists its product as hypothetical. Bases 1 to 1431 code for a protein of 476 amino acids. The record is from RefSeq and is a predicted model, not a curated record. NCBI's taxonomy places the organism in Eukaryota, Fungi, Mucoromycota, Mucoromycetes, Mucorales, Phycomycetaceae. The transcript has 4 exons.
AUGAAAGACAAGGAGAACUGGGUAAACAUGUAUGUUUAUAAAUACCCUCACUUUGGAAAUCGUACCUCCAACCGCGCAGAAAGUGCACAUGUUUCCCUCAAGCAUUCUCUUGGUACCUCUUCUGGUAAAUUGAUGACAGUGACACUAAAAGUGAAAAAGUGGUAUCAGGAACUGGUUGAUGAUCGUAAAUGCAGAUUAAUGACAGAGUGCCUCGGAGAGAACACAGAAGUUGUGUUUGACAAAGUCAACGGAGCGAGACUAAAUGACAUUCGUCAAAAAAUUAGCUGCUUUGCAAUGGACAAAAUCAAACUAGAACUAUCAAAAUCAAUCAUACCUGAAAAAUUGACCAAAGAGUGCAAAUGCCUCUUACAUUACAACUAUCUCCUACCAUGCUAUCAUAAACUCGCUAUUUUUAAUACAAUUCCAAUCUCCCUAAUUCCAAGACGCUGGAGAAAAGAUUAUCUAGAAGGAGAAGAACCAGUACCAGCAAAUAUUGCUAAAAUAACAACUAUAUCACCUCAAUUUGAUCACGAUCUUGAGCUUGUUCAUGAAGGCUUUCACAGUACACACAGCAAACAAGAACAAAUAGAUAUACAUAAUUUAGUAAAAAACAUACUAGAAAAAAUGACCAAGCAGAAACUUGAGGAUCUUAAUGGUCCAACAAUAGUGGAAGCCAUCAAAGGCCGACCCAAAAAUACAAAGCGUAAAAUGAUUGCAUUAGAGCACUGCAUUGAAGCUGAAAAAGAAAAAGAUACAAAAAAAAUUAAAAUAGCAAAAGAACAAAAAAAUUUUGCUCUAUUUUCUAGAAAACAAAUAUCCUCAACUCAAGAGCAAAAAGCCUUGCAAAAUAUCACCAAUCUUGGCUUGCCAAUCGAUCACACAAUAUUAACAAAUCUUACUAUUGCUCCUAAACAUAUAACCGAAGUCUUUUCUCCCGAAGCAGAUGGCAACUGUGGAUACCGAGCAAUAGCAAUGGAGAUAUAUCAGGACCAGGAGAAAUGGCCUGAAGUUAAAGAAAAUAUGCUAGAAGCCUACUUAAAAUAUCAGCAUACAUAUUACCAGGGAAGAAUGGAGAAUGACAACAUGCCUGCAUCCACAAACCCGCUCAUAAUCAGUCUCAAAGAUACAAGAUCAUCCCUCCCACAGCAACAUUGGUUCGGAACGAUUGACCAUCCACAACUUGUAGCAGAUGCGUUCAAUAGAUCAGUAGCUGUAUAUUGGAACACUCCAAGAGAAACAGGCGACUGUCUCUUCAUUCCAUUAACUACCACACCAGAAAAAUUCAAGCCAAUAAUCAUCAUCUUGGACAUCAACCACUUUCUCCUUGCGAAACGUAAACCUAUCAGAAACUUCACUUGGCCAAAAAUAAAUCCUUUCCACAAAGUCAUAGUCAAAAGAUAUGGCCUAAGCGACAACUCGAUCAUGUACUAA